Molecule: messenger RNA, 1386 nt
Organism: Galendromus occidentalis (western predatory mite)
Lineage: Eukaryota; Metazoa; Arthropoda; Arachnida; Mesostigmata; Phytoseiidae
Product: protein FAM98A
Exons: 1
Coding region: 1-1386 (461 amino acids)
Cellular component (GO): tRNA-splicing ligase complex
Source: RefSeq, a predicted model, not a curated record
AUGCAUGGACAAGGCGGGAUCGACGUCCGCGAAUCCCUGUCUUGUCUCGGAUAUCCCAAGCAGGCCGAAAACUGGAUCGAAGAUGUGACCACGGAUCUGAAGAAAUUCUCUGUGGUAGUUGCUUGGCUCUCGAACGAGCUGAGUUAUGCUACGCAAGGGUCCGUGGACAGAGUGACUUCAUUGGAAGAUGCCGGGGACGAAGAGUCGUUCAAUCUCGAAGUCUCCUCUCUCCUGACCGCCUUGCGCUGUCCUUACGGGAGCCUCGUGAGCGGAGACGUCAAGCAGAGACUGGAAUCGAAGGAAUCGAAGCUCACACUCCUGGCAUUCCUCGCUUCCGAAGUCCAGGCUGCGAGGAUGAUAAAGAAAACAGCGGACGUCAAACGCAUGCGGCGCGAACAAAGUGGUUCGCCACAGAGUCGGAACGCGCUUCUCCUGCUGAAGAGCGUCGGCUUGCCGAUUCCGCGCCGGAAAAUCGACUUGGAUUCAUUCUUCGAGGGCUUACGCGAACGGAUCAAGACUCUCCAGCCUGAACCCCACGAACAAUUGUUCACCGAGAAAUUGACUCCUGCUCAAUGGUCAAGAUUCGAUCGCGUCUAUAAGAAGCUUCUUCAGGACUUCACAAUUCGACGGAUGGCUCUCCUGAAGCGUCUCGAUGUCACCAUACAAUCCUUCGGCUGGUCUUCACGAAUGAAGGAUAAGCAAGAUCAGAUCACUCAGGUCUUCAUGCCCUGCCGACAGAGUCUACUUGUCGAACCGUCGGUGCAAUUAGGGGAUGUCCUCGCUGCUAGACAAGAUGUACUCAUCGUGGAUAAAACAUCGUGUCUCGGCGUUCGGGAAAAAACUCAGACGUCGAUAGCCAAAGUGAUGAUGGGAUCGGUUCCUGAUCGUGGCGGACGAGCGGCUGAGAUGGCCCCUCCUCCACCUGAAAUGCCAUCCUGGUCGAAGCGUCAGGCUCCCUCGUCAGGCAAUCAAGGACCUCGGGGACGAGGUGGCGCGGGUCGAGGAGGCCAAGGCGGCGCAGCAGGUCGAGGGGGUCAAGGAGGCCGUCGGGGUCUAGAGUCGAACUACGGUCAAGCUCACAACCGAGGGAGAGACUCUGGACACCAUCAAGCAGGCAGCCGAGACGGUUAUUACCAGGGUGGUGGCGACGAUUACUAUCGACGCGACAGUCAAUAUCAAGGGAACGGUGGAUAUUAUCGAGAAGACCGCGGUGGUGGCUAUUACGAUGAUGGGCGCAAUCGGCGAGACAGCAGACAGCAGCAGCACGGGGAAUACAAUACGGGUCGAGUUGCCGAUGCUGGUUGGCAGGAGCAUCGUCAUGACGGCCAACGGGGAGGCUACCGGGGAUCCUAUCGAGGGGGUCGAGGCCACAACCAGGGAUAUUGA